Messenger RNA from Acanthochromis polyacanthus (spiny chromis), 4083 nucleotides. RefSeq names its product zinc finger protein OZF-like. Gene Ontology annotation, molecular function: DNA-binding transcription factor activity, RNA polymerase II-specific; RNA polymerase II cis-regulatory region sequence-specific DNA binding. The coding region runs from base 70 to 1680 and encodes 536 amino acids. Gene Ontology annotation, biological process: central nervous system development; regulation of transcription by RNA polymerase II. Lineage: Eukaryota; Metazoa; Chordata; Actinopteri; Pomacentridae. Gene Ontology annotation, cellular component: nucleus. The record is from RefSeq and is a predicted model, not a curated record. The transcript is spliced from 5 exons.
AGGAGAGUCUGAUGGAGGAGCAGAGGAACGUUGGCAGCCAUUUAGUCUGAGCUCAACAACGGAGGAAACAUGGAUUCUUCACAAAAAAAAUGUAAACGCAGCAAUGGAGUGAGAUGUCGGACCUCUGAGGAGGAUAAGGAUGGUUUGGCAACAACAGCAAAAAGAGAUGAAUCACUCAGUUGUGAGCAGUGUGGCAAGACUUUUAUCACAGCAACAAAGCUAAGAAUUCACAAACGUAUUCACACUGUGGAAAAACCAUUCAGCUGUGAUCAGUGUGGAAAGGCUUUUACUAAGAAGAGUGACUUAAAAAGACAUCAACUAAUGCACAGUGGAGUGAAACCAUUCAACUGUGAUCAGUGUGGAAAGGCUUUUACUCACAAGAGUAAUAUAGCAAAUCAUCAACUCAUUCACAGUGGAGUUAAACAAUUCAGCUGUGAUCAGUGUGGUAAGGCUUUUACUCACAAGAGUAAUCUAACAAGACAUCAACUCAUUCACAGUGGAGUUAAACCAUUCAGCUGUGAUCAGUGUGGAAAGGCUUUUACUGACAGGAGUACGUUAAGAAGUCAUCAACUCAUGCACAGUGGAGUUAAACCAUUCAGCUGUGAUCAGUGUGGAAAGGCUUUUACUCACAAGAGUUAUUUGAAAAAACAUCAACUCCUUCACAGUGGAGUUAAACCAUUCAACUGUGAUCAGUGUGGAAAGGCUUUUACUCACAAGAGUAAUCUAGCAAAUCAUCAACUCAUUCACAGUGGAGUUAAACCAUUCAGCUGUGAUCAGUGUGGAAAGGCUUUUACUCAGAAGAGUACUCUAAGAAGUCAUCAACUCAUUCACAGUCAAGUGAAAUUGUUUGACUGUGACCAGUGUGUGAAAACCUUUACUCAACAUGAACAGUUGUUGAUCCAUCAAUGCCCCCAUUCUGGUAGAAAGCAGUACCACUGUGACUCCUGUGAAAAAACUUUCAAGCACCAGCAGAGCUUAAAAUGUCACCAACGCAUCCACACUGGACAUGAUGUGUACGCAUGUGAUUACUGUGGCGAACCAUUUGUAUUGUACUCACAGUUAAAAGCUCAUGAAGUGACCCACACUGGGGUUAAACCAUACCUUUGUGACCAGUGCGGGAAACGCUACAGCUACAUUGCAUACCUCAAAGUUCACCAACGUGUCCACACUGGGGAGAGACCAUACAAAUGUGACGAGUGUAAGAAGACUUUUACAAGUUGGUAUUCCCUGAAACAACACCAGCAGAUCCACACCAGAAAGAAAGCAUUCAAUCAGUGUCACAGUGAGCAGAACGGAACAGAUGGACAAAACCCUCAUACUUGUCAGCACUCUGCCAAUGGUGAACAGGGCUGCUUUGACCAGUCUGGACCAACGUCCAACCAACAGGGAACCCUACAACGACACCAGCGUAUGCACACUGGACACAGACUGAACCCCUGCCAAGGAGAUUUCUCCAUGCAGGGUUCAGUAAAAGUUCAUGAAGUCCCCCACAAACUUAAAGUCCUGAGAUCCGGCUUCACAGAAUUCAGGUCUAAUUUCUUGUUUAGUGUCUUUGUUGCUUCAUUGCGAAAUCCAUUAAGAAGAAAGCUGUUGUUAACAGCUGUGCCUGGGAAAUUAAUGAAACCAUUCAAAGUGGUUACUCAGUUAAGUUAUCCAGUGGUAGAGGGUUGGACGGCUUAAUAAAUUUGCAAAAAUUUGUACAUUUAUGUUUUUUUCUGGUCAAGAUAGGGUGCUGAGUGUACAUUAAUGAGAAAUAAAAUGAACUUUUUGAUUUUGGCAAAUGGCUGCAGUGACGCACAGAGUGAAAAAUUCAAGGGGUCUGAAUACUUUCCGUACCCACAUGUAUGUGUCUGAAGAUGGUGGCAUUUUAUAAUGGCACAUUUUCAUGCUUUGACAGAUACAGGCCCUGUUUACACGAGGGUGCUUGCAGGUAAAAAUGUCAAAAUAUUUCAACAAAGCACCCUAUUGUUAAUACGAGGACGGAGUUUUGGGGGCUUAAAAAUGCAAAAAUUUGAAACCGGCCUCCAGAGUGGAAAAGUUGAAAAACUCUCCGCCGUUACGUUUCCGUCUAAACAGCAAAACGCAAAACUUUGCCGGAAAAAAAAACUUUGCCAAGAUCUGACCACGUACAUGCGGCGGUGCUUUGGUUUGCCGGCCGGUACAAGGACGUAAACAAAGAUGUCUGAUGAUUUUUGUGGCUUUGUAGUCCAAAGUGGUUCGAAGCAGUAGUUCGACCUCUUCGUCUGUCCAAACAAAGUUCUUCUUACUCGUCGCCAUCUGACAUUUACCACGGCGGAGAUCCGAAAGGGAGAUAGUAUGCAUGCGUGUAGACAUGGCGGAGUUUUAUCACAGCGCCACCUAGCUGCUUGGCAUGCAUAUCCAAUCGAAUUCCACACACUAUAGCGUCACCGUAUAUAUGCACAUUUCCUUCAAAACCGCUCGUCUAAACAUGAAAUAAAAAGUGAAGACAAGACGCCACUUUUGUGUUUUCUGUUAAGAUGGUCCUCGUAUAAACGUAGCCACAGUGAGGGGAAAAAGUUUUCAGACACCCUGAAAAGUUUACACAAUCUUAAAUGUUAUCAUGAAAUAUUUGUUGAGAAGUCUUUUUUUGUGUGUUUCUAAGGGUGUGGCUGCAUCAGACAGACACAAAUACAAAUGAUAUUUUUUGUUUACAAGAAAAACUAACAAAACUAAAUUCUGCCAAAUUUCUCAUUUUAUGGAACCAGUCAAUUUUCAGUUUUUAAUGUCUUUUUCAGAAUGUGUUUAGUUUUAUGAUUGUACUAAAAUAAAUUACUCUUGAAGACCUCAGUGAUUCUUAAUGCAGUAUUUCACAAAUGUAUGGAAUGUCCAAAAACUUUUUUCCACUGCUAUAUUUAACAGCAAUCUGAUCUGCUGAUGUUAGCAAGACAAACAAGUGAAAGUUUCAGGCUUUUAUCUAGAAUUGUUCUUGAUAUAUUCAUCUUCAAACAGCCUCAAAUUUCAAUGUGAGAAAAUAAAAACGAGUGAAACUGGUUCUACAGUCCACUGAAAAACCUCUAAGAAAGUAUCUGACAUACUGAGCUAAUAUUUCAUAGAUACCAUUAGAAAUAUCCAAAGUUUAUGAUUUAAAAAAGUUUUUUGGGAGAUGGUCAAUGAUUUGAAACGGAGUUCCACUGUUGAAAAACCUCAGUCUCUGAUUCCAGCAUCAGUGCUCCAUUGUUGCAGUUGUGACGUUGUCUUUCAGAUGGUCCUAACACAGGCCACAACUGCUCUGAAAACAACACUCAUGUUCUUGUUUGGAACAGUUUCUCAGUAGAAAUUACGCAGCAAUGUCCAAGUUCUCAGCGGCUCCAGUGAGGACGACUCUUAAUGUGAGGAAAAGCAUCCUUUGACUUCUUCCUGGAGGUUUUUCUUGUCAGAAAUUGUCUUCCAGUGAGGGACUUCUGACUCUCUGUUCACUUUUCGUGCCCUCUAAUAUUGUUAAAACACAAGAAUCAAUGUUUUGGUUCAAAUCACAUUGUAUUUGCAUGUAGCUCUGUGUUUUCUGCUCCAGGAAUUGGGUGAUGUGUGUGACCCAGCACCCACAGCUGGUUGGGUGUCAUGUGGCUCUGCGUUCUGAUUGGAUGAUUGUCCAACCACUGCCACAAGUAUGAAGGUCAUCCUGCAGGCGUGGCAGGAACAUGUAGUGGAAACACAAUAGGUGUGUUCAUCUGGCCAUGCUGAGGAAUCCCUCUGCUUCAAGCUAGUGGAGAACGUCAUAGUAGGUGCUGGUUACUGCCCCCUACAGGUCUCUACACAGUCCUUAAUCCUGGAGAAUUAGAAAAUGACUAAAAAUAUAUUUUAACCCUUUAACCUGCGGUCAAUUUUCCCCUGAAAUUUCUACUGAAGAUGUACAGAAAGUAAAUUGAAUGCUGUUCUUGAACUGUUUGGAGUACAGGCAUGGCUGGGGUCUCCUUUGAAAGCUGACAACCUGCAUUGUCACCCAGUGCAGUCAGAAUUACUCUAGGUGCUACUGGCACAGAGUUAUUUAUGUUGGAACACACUGAAUUAGGAGGAAUUUUAUUCACGCCUAAAUUUUUUCCCUAAUAAAACACCUGAAAAUUA